This is a messenger RNA of Loa loa (African eye worm), 2501 nucleotides long. RefSeq names its product zinc knuckle family protein. The coding region runs from base 150 to 2501 and encodes 783 amino acids. Gene Ontology annotation, molecular function: ubiquitin protein ligase activity. The transcript is spliced from 11 exons. Gene Ontology annotation, cellular component: nucleus. NCBI's taxonomy places the organism in Eukaryota, Metazoa, Nematoda, Chromadorea, Rhabditida, Onchocercidae. Gene Ontology annotation, biological process: ubiquitin-dependent protein catabolic process; mRNA processing; protein ubiquitination. The record is from RefSeq and is a predicted model, not a curated record.
UUCAGGUUGUACAUAUGUGUCACCAUUUCAGGUAUUUCUAAACAUAUGGUAAGUCAUUUGAUUUAUUGUUACAGCGAUUUCCCUUCCAUGUUAAAUAAGUUCCCCUGCCUUUUUUUUAGUUGAAUACACGUCGCACAACGGGUAUAACCAUGGAUGAGUUGAUGGAAACAACAUCGGAUGAUCCGCUAGCAAUGUUGCAUCCAUCGGGGAAGUAUGUUGUGCCAAUAAUGCACUGGAAAGCACGCCAAAAAAAGCCUGAAGUUGCUAAACUGGAACCUGAGAUACGGGAAAUACCGCCGGAGUUAAAGUGCCCAAUAUGUUCACAACUUUUGCGUGAUGCCGUCUUAACAACUUGUUGCGGUGAUAGCUUCUGUGCGGAUUGCUUACAGCAACGUUUACUUGAAACACCGAACGCAAAAUGUCCUGGAACAAAUUGCUUCCAAACUGCUGUAUCUGCCGAUAAACUGGUGCCGAAUUUAAAGAUGCGACAAGCUGCUGAAGCAUUCAAACAUGGCGCAGUUCAUAAUGUAGCAUUUGAGAGCACAAAUAAUUCACCACGUGUUGACGAUCAGCCGGUUCAGUCGGUUUCACGCGUGCGUAUUGGCUUGAGUGGUCGUCCGCAGCAAGUUCAACCUGCAAUUGUAAUUCAUCAACCGCAACAACAACAACAGCAGCAACAGCAACAACAGCAACAACAACAACAACAACAACAACAACAAGAGGCAGCGGCUACUCCUCCGCCACAAUCACAGAUCCAAACUUCACCACCAACAUACAUCAUUCAACCCAGUACGAAUGUCGCAAUUCCUGCCACUCUGCAAUCUCAAAUGGCCAUAAAACAAUUUCCUGGGAAUGUCGUCAUGCCAGCCCCUGGAAUAGCACCAGCACCAAGUCAAUCAAAACUUAUUGCGCCUACUGUUGUAGUUCCAAAUGUACAACAAUUAUCCGUCGCUCCACCACCUCUUCCUUUGCCGGUAAAUGUUCAUCAACCACCUCCCGGUUACCCAACCAUACUUCCACCAACUCAGCCAAUACAUGUUACUACUAGUUCAUCAACAGAAUCUAUUGCAUCAGGAACACAUACUGCCAGAAGUAUAAGUGCCGCGCAUUUAACUGCAUCUCCGCUUUUGCUUCCACCAGGUGUGCAGCCACCACCACCAGGACUGUCAGCAGUUAUCUUCCCACGUGUUCCAGCCCCACCACCUAUCAAGGAUGCUUGGGAUGAAUAUCUGGAACGAAAAGAUAAAGAAAGCCGCCAAAGAGCCGCUGCACCGUCUUCACGUCGACGCCGCCGCUCUACACGUAGUACCUCAUAUUCAAGCAGUAGCACAUCUUCCGAAUCAUCAAGUGAAUUGUCACGAUCUCGAUCGAGAUCAUCCUCUCGGGAUCGGAAUCGAUCACAUCGCGAUAAAAGACGUAACGAUGGUCGUGAAAAGCAUUCUUCCAGAAGGAGAGACUCGCGAUCACCGUUUCGUAGUUCAUAUGCGAGCACACGUUACCAUCGCGAUAAUCUACCGUCAUCUUUUAAUCUUUAUCAGCAUACAUCAGGUUCUGCGGCUAUCGGCUUGCCAGGGGCAUCUCUUAUUCAUCAUCGUAUUCCAUCUCUUCUAAACAACUACUCAUCACAGUAUACAUUAAAUCAAACAAGCCAGACGGCGAGUUAUAAUUCUUUCAAUAAUGGGCCAGUCCCGAGUUAUCGGUCAUCGAGAACAUAUUUGGAAGAACGAAGUAGAAGACAUUCACCGAGAUCACUACAAAAUCGACGAAGAAAUGAGAGUAGAGAACGAGAAAACGACCGAAAGGAGCGAACUGAGGAACGUAGACGAGGAAGGGAUGGUGAUGAAAGGAUACGUCGAGAAGAUCGUGAACGGAGAGCAAAGGAGGAUAGUGACAGAGGAGAAAGACGACAAAAAAAGGAUAAAUACAAGCGACGCCAAGAAAAAGAAUCGAAAGAGGUAGAAAAUGCAACGGAGGGAAGACAAGGAAGUACAUUCAAAGUGCAAGAGGAGAAAGAUGUCGAUGCCGUUGACCUAAAAGUAAUAGUUGUAGAUGAGGAACCUAAAAAGGAAACUACUCCACAGAUCGAAAAUAAAGGAACUGAAAAUGACGUUGGUGAUGUUGAAAAUAAUGUGGAAAAAGAAAAUGGUACAGUAGAUGAAGCUUUGCCGGAUGGAACAGCAGCCGAAAGUGUUGUAUUGGGUUUCCGAACUAAUCAUGAUGAUGGUUCCGGAGCAGAAGCUGAAAAUGAAAAUGAAGGAUUGGAUGAUGAAAAAGAAACUGGCAAUAUUAUUGCCGAAGUGAUAGCAGAAGAAAAGGAUAGAAGUGAAAAGAAAAAACACAGAAAGAAAAAGAGGAAACAUCGAAGACAUGAAGAAGAUGGACCGGAAGAUGAUGAAACUGGACGUAAGAAGCAUAAAAAGCAUAAGCGUAGUAAAGAAGAAAAAGAACAGCGAAAGCAAGAAAAGGAAAACGACGUGAAGAGCGUCGAAGGCGACGACUAG